AUGACCACCACAGGGGGAGUGCACCAUGACCCUACGGUCACCCCCAUACCACAGAACGUUCUCUCGCACCGUGACCCCUUGAUCACCCCCAUGAUGCAGAACGUUCCACCGCACCAAGCGGUACGAACCAUUGGGAAAAAUCUCCUGAGCGAGCCACCCAUGGGCUCCAUUAGCAAAAGGUUGGAUGACAUGCUCUCCACGCCUUUCUGCUCUCAUAUCAUUCAUUACGAACCCCCAAGGGGGUUUCUCGUACCAAAGUUCUCCACAUACGAUGGGUGCAGUGACCCCUUUGACCAUAUCAUGCACUAUCGACAGCUCAUGACCCUCGACAUAGGCAACGACCCGCUGCUGUGCAAAGUAUUCCCUGCCAGUCUGCAAGGACAGGCUCUUUCAUGGUUCCAUCGCCUACCUCCUAAUUCGGUGGAUAAUUUCAGAGACCUUUCAGAAGCUUUCGUGGGACAAUACCUAUGCUCCGCCCGACAUAAGCAAAACAUCAGCACCUUGCAAAAUAUAAAAAUGAAGGAUAAUGAAUCCUUGAGAGAGUUCGUGAAACGAUUUGGCCAGGCUGUCCUACAAGUGGAAGCUUGCAGCAUGGACGCUGUCCUACAGAUUUUCAAACGAUGCAUUUGCCCAGGCACUCCCUUUUUUGAGUCACUAGCAAAAAAGCCUCCUAUGACAAUGGACGACUUAUUUCGACGUGCAAACAAAUACUCAAUGCUUGAAGAUGACGUACGGGCAGCCACCCAGCAAGUAUUGGUUGCCGGACAGGCAUCCAAGGGUACUACAGAGGGAAGCACUAAACCUCCGGACAGGCCAAGACCAUCCGAUCGAAGGUGGCCCAGACCCCUCGGAUCGGAUCCAUCCAGGAGAGACCAUAGCAAAAAAUGCGCUUACCAUAAGGAGCACGGCCAUACAACGGAGACGUGCAGAAGCCUCCAAUAUUUGGUGGAAAGGCUUAUAAAGGCGGGUCAUCUAAGGCAAUACCUCCGUUCAGAUGCUAGAGAUGGAGAUGCCUCCCGGGGCCGCGACUCUGGGGCCCCCAUGGCUCCGGCCGGCCCCAAAGCCGUCAUAAAUUACAUUAAUGGAGGCCCGUCGGAUGAAGAGCUCAAUUCCAAGCGAAAAAGGCAGAGGUUGUUGCGGGAAGCGAUGGUGCGUGAGCGUAUCAAUUCCAUCCGACCUGGGAUAACCGAAUGA
Vitis riparia (riverbank grape) is the source of this 1194-nucleotide messenger RNA. RefSeq lists its product as uncharacterized. The transcript has 2 exons. NCBI's taxonomy places the organism in Eukaryota, Viridiplantae, Streptophyta, Magnoliopsida, Vitales, Vitaceae. The coding region runs from base 1 to 1194 and encodes 397 amino acids. The record is from RefSeq and is a predicted model, not a curated record.